AUGGACCCGACUUCGCCAUUCUCGCACUCUCGCGCUGAUACAGAGCCCGACGAUGUACCACUACCGGGGACACCGGCUACAGGCAACGCACCUUCGGCUACUACUGCGGCGCUGGCAUCAUCUUCGACUGUUGCUGCCACUGAGCCCAACAUUAUCCUCACUCAUGUACGCCACUUCGUGUCCACCCUCAUCGAGAUUGUCUCGCCCGUACCUGUCCGCCAAGGCUGGAUGUACCUCUACAACACCCUGCACAACAAGAUCGCAACAUGCCCGGCUAUAUACCGCUAUGGGCCCCUUGCUCUCAUUAUUUCCAUUGGAGUAGCAGAGUGGCAACAACCCGGAUUCAUCCCAGGCCCGCAGCAGCUCACAAAUGCGAUUAUUGGAUUUCUAUGUGCGACAAUCUUGGUGUUGGGUGUCCUGGCAGUCAACGAGUACAUAGAAACCAACAAGUGGCCGUGGCAAGACGAGGAGUGGAUCUGGCCGUGGGAAAAAUGGCUAUGGCAGGAUACGGUUUAUGAUCUUGGUGCAAGCACAAGGACAAUUGCUGAUGGACUCGUGUCGCCGCCAUCUGCUAGGACGCCACACAUGGUCGAGGCUUCGCCAAUGAAACCGAUCUCACCGAGGACUAAGACACCUGUCAUUGAGACUAAUUCCAUGCUACCGCCGACGGCUUCCAAGCGACCCAUCAUCAUACCGCCUACGCCCCAGCUUCCUGUUGGCAUGCGUCCACCUCCAAUGCCUGCGCCUGCGCAAAUCCACAGAUCUGGCAUCAUUGGUGAAUCUCCUGCACCUUCAAAGCCGAGUUAUAGCACUGGUAAUGCUUUCGCGGAGAAGUAUGGGAGGCUACAGGCGGUGUCAGAUUGGCAUGCUGGAAUUGACAGGGUACAUGAUGCAACCGAAGGCACGAGGAUGGAUGUCUGGGCGAGGAAAGAUGUCAAGGGCAAGGGAGAAGCAGUCGAGAGUAUCGAGGAGGCUGGAGAUGUAAGGGCCGACGACUUCAGGGAGGGUAGUAUGGGUUUGUUGGCGGUUCCUGAGUUGACGCCAGAUUUGUGA
Molecule: messenger RNA, 1053 nt
Organism: Parastagonospora nodorum SN15
Lineage: Eukaryota; Fungi; Ascomycota; Dothideomycetes; Pleosporales; Phaeosphaeriaceae
Exons: 1
Coding region: 1-1053 (350 amino acids)
Source: RefSeq, a predicted model, not a curated record